Messenger RNA from Salvia miltiorrhiza (redroot sage), 1537 nucleotides. RefSeq lists its product as uncharacterized. The transcript has 2 exons. Lineage: Eukaryota; Viridiplantae; Streptophyta; Magnoliopsida; Lamiales; Lamiaceae. The coding region runs from base 189 to 1268 and encodes 359 amino acids. The record is from RefSeq and is a predicted model, not a curated record. Gene Ontology annotation, biological process: chloroplast organization; regulation of DNA-templated transcription. Gene Ontology annotation, molecular function: double-stranded DNA binding. Gene Ontology annotation, cellular component: chloroplast.
AUUACUAUAUAUUAUUUCAAUAUUAAUAUAUCAGUAACAGAGUGAGUGAUAUUGAAACUAAAGCUUCUUCCCUUCCCUGCCAUGGCGGCGCCGCUGCUUCAGAAACCCUCAAUCCAGAAGCUUUGAAUCCGUCCAUUUGCAGGCAAGUCGUUUAUCAUUUCCCCACACAAGUUCUAUUUCUAUCAAACAUGAUUGCAAUUGCACGCAGGAAUCUCUCCUGUUUAUGCAUAAACCCUAAUUCAUUCCUCUGCAACUCCAAUACUCAUUUCUUCCCGUCAAUCCAUUUCUUCUCCACUUGGAGGGUGAAAAACCCGAACCCUGAAAUCUAUGAUCUAUUGCUCAACAAACACCAAUUUCCUCCUGAAUUAGCUUCAAUAGCUUCAUCGGGUUUACCUAAAUCUAGAAGCCCCUUAGGAGUUGAUACAUUAUUGUCAUUCCUCAAAGAGAAUAGCUUUACGGCUACUCAGCUGCAGAAAGUCGUCACAUAUAAUCCUCGAAUUCUAGGGUUUACCAUUGAGAGCAUUAAUUUCAAAUUGAAGGUAUUCCAGAGUUUGGGCCUUUCCCCCAAGGAGAUUGCCAAGAUAAUAUACGAAAAUACGUCUAUUUUACGUUCAAGUUAUGAGAAUAGGAUCAUUCCCAAAUUAUUGAUGCUAAAGUGCUUGCUGGGAUCCGAUCAUGAUUUGGCCAGACUUUUGAAACGAUGCAGCUGGUUUCUGUCAGCCGAUUUGGAGAAAACCUUAAUGCCAAAUAUGGAAAUAUUGAAGAGCUAUAGCAUACCAAUGGUGCAUAUCCUUCAUUUUCUCCAUCUUCGCCCGAGAUGUUUCGUGGUCAAGCCGGAUAUUAUGCAGAAAUCUGUAGUCAGGGCUAUAGAAUUUGGGGUCCCUUGGACUUCAGGCGUUUUUAUCCAAGCUGUGAAUCUUUUCACUCAUACGAGUGAAGGGAUGUGGGAAGUCAAGGUGCAAACGCUCCGCGAUUUGGGAUUUUCUGAUGAUGAUAUACUCACAAUAUUUAGGAAGCAACCAUUGGUUUUCUCACAAUCUGGGAAGAAAAUGAAGAAUGUCACAGAGCUUCUGCUUGCUACCGAUUUGUUGAGCCUUAUCGUGAUGAGAUUGGCGAAGAACACAUCACAAAGAUAUAUGUCAAGACAAAAAGAGAUGAAACUUUGUAAGCAACGAUUUUCGCCUUUGCAAUCGGAAGCUCAAAGUUUUGGUCCCUGUCCUGCCGUGAGUUUGAAAGCAUACUGCGAUGAUGUGGCGUCGGAGGGCUGAUGAAGUUGGGGAAGGCCUUGAGCUAGCUAAAGAAGCCAUGGUGAUUCAAAUGGAUUGUUAGUUUAUAUUCUAAACUUUCUUAUAUUGGAUGCAUUUUGAAGCAAUUGCAGUAGAGUUGGAGGUGACUGGAUUCAGCUGAGUUUGGAGGAGUGAAUAUGAAUAUUUUUUUGUAGAUCGGUAGGCGAGGUAUGCUGUUGUGAAUCCUUGUGAUUUUUGCCAGAAUUUCUCAAUUUCUCAUUUCAUUAAUGGAACUUCCUUCUAUUUCUCAA